Messenger RNA from Symbiodinium sp. CCMP2592, 1089 nucleotides. The record is from the annotation of a GenBank genome assembly. NCBI's taxonomy places the organism in Eukaryota, Dinophyceae, Suessiales, Symbiodiniaceae.
AUGGCAACGACGGAGGACGAUGACGAGCUGCUCAACUACCUGAAGGAGGCCACGGAGGCGUGCAAGAAGGGUCCUGGGGAGUGGCCACAGCUGAAGGCGGUGAAGGACAGGAUGAGGGCCUUCCGAACUUUGGUCAACGAUGCCAACAAGGCUUUGGCCAAAAAGGACUCGCUGGCCAAGAAGAAGGCAAAGAACAAGGCCCUCACCGCUGCCACAUCUGCGAACGGCACCUCGUCGCAAGCCGCAGCUGACAUCGCAAUCAGCCCGGAGAUGCUGGACUGUGUCUGCUGGAUGCGAAAGGAGCUGUUGAAGGAAAGAUGGCCGAAGUUUCAGCGAGGCAGCAACGGGGUGUGGUUCAAUCUGCAGGAGGAUAUGCUGGAUCAGAUGCCGGGCAAGGGCCCAGUGCUGAUCCCUGCCGAGCAAAUCACAGGCCUGCUCAAGAGUGUUCACGAUCUGGUUUACUACCAGUCCCAGAAGCAGUGGUUAGGAGAGAAGAUGAAGACAGAUGGCAGAGGUGUAACCACUGCGGUGAUCCGACGAGAGGCAGUUGCGAAGCAAGUUCUCGGUUUCAUCGGCAAGAGCCUGCCGGUGGCAGUCGCUGACCGCCUUUCGCUUCCGGGGGAUGAAGAUCUGCUGGAAUUGUGGAGGCCCAUGUUCUGCCACUGCAUGGGCGGCCGUGUGGACACCAGCACAGCCUUCAGCCUGCCAGAGCUGACGGUGCAUCUCGAGGGGACAAGCGUUUUCUUCGCCGGCUUCCGUGCCACCCAGGAAACACAGCUCGGGGACUUCAAAGCCCUCACGUCGCAAGAGUUCCUUGACCGCUGCGAGUGGUUUGCAAACUUGUCCGCCGGCCAGGGCAUCGUCCUGCCGCCAGGGAUGGUGUACAUCAUGAUCAACACGGAGUACGACGUCGAGAAGGAUGGCAGCCCCGAAAGCAUUCCAGCCCACAUGCUGAAGUUGUUCGUACUGACGGCGAGCUCCUGCAAAUGGGCAUCGACAAGCCUUGGAAAGGUGGUCGCCCGCACCCCCGAGCUGGGUGCCAAAAGAACAGGUAAACUUCUGAACCACUUCCUCAGCGUGCUGGACUAA